This is a messenger RNA of Phyllopteryx taeniolatus (common seadragon), 2429 nucleotides long. RefSeq names its product retinal Mueller cells isomerohydrolase-like. NCBI's taxonomy places the organism in Eukaryota, Metazoa, Chordata, Actinopteri, Syngnathiformes, Syngnathidae. The coding region runs from base 538 to 2106 and encodes 522 amino acids. Gene Ontology annotation, molecular function: all-trans-retinyl-ester hydrolase, 11-cis retinol forming activity; retinol isomerase activity; beta-carotene 15,15'-dioxygenase activity. Gene Ontology annotation, biological process: zeaxanthin biosynthetic process; retinal metabolic process. The record is from RefSeq and is a predicted model, not a curated record. The transcript has 16 exons.
CUGGACUGCUUGUGCAAGUGAAAAGAAUUUGUGACGAACUUACAGCAGUAUGGUCAGCCAGUCUUUCAUCACUCAAUCUCAAUGAUCCAUCCAUCCAUUUUCUGAGCCGCUUAUCCUCGUAAGGGUCACGGGAGUGCUAUCUCGGGCAGGAGGUGGGGUACACCCUGAUCUGGACGCCAGCCAAUCGCAGGGCACAUUCACACCUACGGGCAAUUUAGAGUCUUCAAUCAACCGACCAUGCAUGUUUUUGGGAUGUGGGAGGAAACCGGAGCGCCCGGAAAAAACCCACGCAGGCCACGGGUAGAACAUGCAAACUCCACACAGGCGGGGCCGGGGAUUGAACCCCAGUCCUCAGAACUGUGAGGCAGACACUUCCAUCUCAAAACAACAGGUGUCACUCUACAUAACUAUACAAGUGUGGAGCAUCCAGCCGCUGGCUACAGGAAGAUCUUUGAGACAGUGGAGGAGCUUAAUGAACCAAUUCCAGCCAAGAUCACUGGUCUUUUGCCAACAUGGCUGGGCGGCAGUCUUCUCAGGAUGGGACCAGGUCUUUUCGAGGUUGGGGACCAACAUUACCACCAUCUGUUUGAUGGACAAGCUCUCAUACACAAGUUUGACCUGAAGAACGGUCAGGUGACCUACUACAGGAAGUUUUUAAAAACAGAUGCCUACGUCCGUGCAAUGACAGAGAACAGAGUGGUCGUCACUGAGUUUGGCACAGCAAUGUACCCUGACCCCUGCAAAAACAUCUUCUCCAGAUUUUUCUCUUACUUUAGGGGCAUUGAGGUGACUGACAAUUGCGUCGUGAACAUCUAUCCAGUUGGGGAAGACUUCUAUGCCGUGACAGAGACCAAUUACAUCACCAAGGUUGAUCCUGAAUCACUGGACACUUUAAAGAAGGUGGACCUGUGUAAGUACCUGUCAGUCAAUGGGGUGACAGCUCACCCCCACUUUGAGGCAGAUGGUACCGUCUACAACAUUGGCAACUGCUUUGGCAAGAACAUGAGUCUUGCGUAUAACAUUGUCAGGAUCCCACCUGCUCAGAAAGAUAAGUCGGACCCCUUAGAGAAAUCCCAGGUAGUAGUUCAGCUCCCAAGCAGUGAGAGGUUAAAACCCUCCUACAUGCACAGUUUUGGUUUGACCGACAACUAUUUCGUGUUUGUGGAACAGCCAGUGAAAAUCAACCUGCUCAAGUUUCUGUCGGCUUGGAGUGUCAGAGGAGCCACAUACAUGGAUUGCUUUGAAUCCAACGAGAGCAUGGGGGUUCCAAGACUCAGUGUAGCGCAGUCGUCUGGCUUGAUUGAUUGGGUUCAGAUAGAGAGACAGAGGAGAGGAACAGACUUCAGAGAGAGAGAAAGAGAAAAGACAUGGUUUCACCUGGCCACUAAGGACCCAGCAACAUAUUUGAGCAGCCACAAGUUCCGAACAUCAGCUUUCAACAUCUUCCAUCAUAUUAACACUUAUGAAGACCAGGGAUUUAUUGUUGUUGACCUCUGCGUGUGGAAAGGUCAUGACUUUGUGUAUAACUACCUGUACCUGGCCAAUCUGAGAGGGGAGUGGGAGGAGGUUAAGAAAGCGGCCAUGAGAGCUCCUCAGCCUGAGGUCAGAAGAUACGUACUGCCACUGGAUAUACACAGCGAGGAGCAAGGAAAGAAUUUGGUUUCUCUGCCAUACACGACAGCAAGUGCUGCUCUUCAUGGUGAUGGGACCGUUUGGUUGGAACCCGAAGUCCUCUUUUCUAAACCAAGACAAGCCUUUGAGUUUCCACAGAUUAACUACUCUCGGUGUCGUGGCAAGAAGUAUUCCUUCACUUAUGGUCUUGGACUCAACCAUUUCAUCCCUGACAAGAUUGUCAAGUUGAACGUGCAGACCAAAGAGACCUGGGUGUGGCAGGAGGAUGAAUGUUACCCAUCAGAACCACUAUUUGUACCAGCACCGGGAGCUACACAUGAGGAUGAUGGUGUGCUGCUCAGUAUUGUUGUGAAGCCAGGAGCAGAGAGGCCAGGCUUCUUGUUGGUGCUGGAUGCCGCCAAACUGACAGAGAUGGCCAGGGCAGAGGUUGACAACAUCUUUCCAGUGACUUUUCAUGGCUUCUACAAGCCAUGAUCCCCACGUCCAUCGCAGAUAUCCAAAGUGCGAGGUCUCGUAGCUGCAACAGUCUGCACUUCUUUCUUCAGUUUGUGAUGCGUCCAGGUCUUAACUACCGGUGUAACUCAUCUGUUGAUGUAUUAUACAACAUUUGAAAAUAAUUAAUAAUGAAGCAGCAUGUUCUUGUUGUUAAUGCUACAGGUGGAGCUACUUUGAACCACUUUGUACUGUAUAGUUUUAUAUUGAGGAACAUCACAACAUUGAUGAAUUUUAAAAUAUAUCUCUGUCUUGGUAUAUUGCAACAUUGUAUAACUUGUUGAAAUAAAAAUCUGAGAAGUUUA